AUGUGUGCGCGCGUGCAAGUUCAGAUUUUCCCGCUGCAUAUGCUGGGCAUCUGGGUGUUUUUAGAGCUCGGCGUGUCGGUUCUAUUUGACAGUGAAUUUCAGGCGAAGGUUGAGGAGAUUGACGACAUUGAUGUCUGUUCCAGUGAUCCAUUUUUUGCAUAUGCAAUAGCAAAUGAUAGAGAACUAGUUCUUUCUGAAGAACAAAAGCAGAACUUCAGAAAGGUGAAAGAGGAGGAGGAUGCAAAUCUUGACAGAAAGCAUCAACAUCACUUGAAGCAGAAGAGACAAAAGAAGAGAUGCAGGAAGACUGUUCAGAAAGAAUAUAUGACUGAUCAAGAUGCAAGCUCAGAUGUGCAAAAUGUGUUGAACAAGAUAGCAUGUGAAAACGGUGAAAUUGUUGCUGAUGAUGGCGUUACUGUUCAAAAUUUGAAGAAUGAUAUGCUUGAAGGUCAUGGCACUGAUAAUCCAGACAAGGGAAGGCAAAUAGCUAAUGGCUCGACUUCAUUGCUUGCAGAAACUGCUUUCCCUAAUUCCAAUGAGGAGAUAAGCUUUAGUAAUAAGAGGAGUCGGACAGUCAUUAUAGACAGUGAUGAUGAAGCCCAGUUGGUAGAUGAUUCACUCCAUUGCGUCGCUAAUAAUGAGCAAUCUGUUUCAAAGGAUUCAGGGGACGCUCCUUAUUCGUUUAAUAGGAAAUUACAUUGCACAGCUUGUGGUAAAGUGGCUGGUGAGGUGCAUGCGCACCCUCUGCUGAAAGUGAUCAUUUGCAAUAGUUGUAAAUAUAUGGUGGAAGAAAAGAUGCAUGUGAAGGACGCUGAUUGCUCCGAGUGUUAUUGUGGAUGGUGUGGAGGAAGCGGUGACUUAUUAAGCUGUAGAGCUUGCAAAACAUUAUUUUGCGCCAUUUGCAUUCAAAGGAACUUUGGUGAAGUAUACCUGUCCAAGGUCCAGGCCUCUGGCUGGAACUGCUUCAGUUGCUCUCCAAGUGUCUUGCACAAGCUAAAAUUAGCAUUGGAUGAAGCCAUGAAAUCUGGGGUUUCAGUGGUUUCUAGCUCCGAUACUGAUUCUGAUACUUCAGAUGCAGACAUUAAUAUUCCAAUCAGGUCAAAGAGAAAGCGUAAAAAGAAAAUUCGUAGAAUACUUGAUGAUGCUGAACUUGGUGAAGAAACCAAGAGGAAAAUCGCAAUAGAGAAGGAACGUCAAGAACGUUUGAGGUCUUUGCAAGUUCAAUUUUCUGCCAAAUCCAAUAUUCCGAAUUCUCCAAGUCGUUCAUUUAGCUUGUCAGAGGGUGCUGCUAUCGACAUACUUGGUGACACCUCCACGGGUUUCAAAGUGAAUGUGGUGAGAGAAAAGAGUGAAGAAGCUGUGAGGAUUCCACCAAGUAUUUCAUCAAAGUUAAAAGCUCAUCAGGUUGCAGGGAUUAGGUUUAUGUGGGAAAAUAUUGCGCAGUCAAUUAGAAGAGUAAGGUCUGGGGAUAAAGGCCUCGGUUGCAUCCUAGCUCACACCAUGGGCCUCGGUAAAACAUUUCAGGGUUUAAAAGACGAUGGACAAGCUCGCACUAAACCGGUCAAUGUGGAAUCCAAUUCGGGAUUUUACUUGGGAGCUAGAAGGAAGGAAUUGGUUUGGAAGGAAUUAGGAGAAGAAAGGACCACGAGUAAAGAACGGGAAGAUUGCAAAAUUGGAAGGAAGUACGAUUUUUUGGUUAGACGCAUCGAUUCGGCUAAGCAUUCUCUUCUCAGUUUCCCUGUACUGGACAAGUUCGUAAAGAUCUUUGUACUAAGGUUAAUGAAUGAAGAUCAAUCUUGCAAGGCCUAACACUGAACUCAGCCUUAUUAAAGAAGUGGUCACCAAUGUCAAGGAAAGCCCGAGGAAAAAGGUUUAACAGUGCUGCGUAAAUGAGAUGAGCAGACUAGAGAG
This is a messenger RNA of Syzygium oleosum, 1911 nucleotides long. RefSeq names its product protein CHROMATIN REMODELING 20-like. NCBI's taxonomy places the organism in Eukaryota, Viridiplantae, Streptophyta, Magnoliopsida, Myrtales, Myrtaceae. Gene Ontology annotation, cellular component: nucleus. The transcript has 9 exons. The record is from RefSeq and is a predicted model, not a curated record. The coding region runs from base 1 to 1809 and encodes 602 amino acids. Gene Ontology annotation, molecular function: ATP hydrolysis activity.